Messenger RNA from Paramecium sonneborni, 369 nucleotides. Lineage: Eukaryota; Ciliophora; Oligohymenophorea; Peniculida; Parameciidae. The record is from the annotation of a GenBank genome assembly.
AUGCUGAGUUUUACAUCCAAAUAAUUAAACAGUUGCAAUUAGAUUUUUACUAACAAUGUUUGUGUCUGGAGUUUUAUAUUUAAUGAAAUCCUACCAGUAAUAACUAAUGUUUAAAAUUAGUAUAUAAUGUUUUAUAGAAUUAUUAGUACAUAAACUAUUUAUGGAUGUUUAUUAUUAAUUUAUCAUUUCUGUCUGCAGCAAUCUGUUUAACUAGAGUUUAAUUAUCUUAAGAAAAUGAAGAAUAGGAAAUUACUUAAGGUAGUUAAUCUACUCAAGAAGGAAUGUGAGUAUUUUGAUUAAUUAUAAAAUAUGUAUUGUUUAUAUAUAUUUUAAUCAACUCCUCCUUACAUAAUAAGAAUACCUUCCUGA